AUGGACGCGUUAGUAAUGGCUUCUCAUGGAAUGUUAAUGAGAGUAGAAAAGUGCGAUGAUGGGAAGCUCCUUUGCGCGAAAAUUCAAGCAAAUAAAAUCACAAAAAAACAAUAUCCAGGAGAUAUUAAUAAAGAAAUAAGAGCACUGGAGUUGAUGAAGACGAAAAAAGUCGACAACAAAUUCUUACCCAAACUAUGGGGAAAAGGAAAGACACCUGAUCUGACGUUCUACAUCACCGACCAUGUCGGGCAAACUUUGCAGCGUCAAUUACGUAGGUAUAAAAUUAGGCCGAACGACACAGAACAGAUAGGCUAUCCACUCGACAGGUACACCCCGAGAGCUGUGCAUAAAGGCGAACGUGCGAAACCAAAGCACGAUCUUGAAAUGUUUAUCUACUUGGUAUGUUCUGGAGCCUCGUUUAAUAUCGCUUUAAUAAGAUAUUGA
This is a messenger RNA of Ostertagia ostertagi, 444 nucleotides long. NCBI's taxonomy places the organism in Eukaryota, Metazoa, Nematoda, Chromadorea, Rhabditida, Trichostrongylidae. The record is from the annotation of a GenBank genome assembly.